Molecule: messenger RNA, 2433 nt
Organism: Paraglomus brasilianum
Lineage: Eukaryota; Fungi; Glomeromycota; Glomeromycetes; Paraglomerales; Paraglomeraceae
Source: the annotation of a GenBank genome assembly
AUGCAGCGUCAAUUACUUAGGCAACCUUUUAAAACGCCCUUCAAACAUCAGCCCGAAGACGAUAAGAAUCAAAACCGUAUCAAGUUUAAAUCCGUGAAAUCUUCCGAAAGAAAUAUGAGUAAACGCUCUCGGUCAGUAUCUACUUAUGCCGACGAUAGUGAUAGUAGUCAUGCAUCAGAAAAUGGAGAUUCAUGUAAUGGCGAUAGCAGCAGUGAUUUUCACUCUGGAACUCCCCGCAAAAAGGUCAAAUCAUCAAAUUCAGUGAGAAAACCAUUAUCUAAUCUAUCUACAAACACUAAUCCGAUUACGAGGAAACGCACAGAUAAAUUCACCGUUCGUGAUCCGAUAAAAGUUCUUGGUUCAAAGUUUAAAAUACCUAGUUUUGCAAAAAAGGUGAUUAAUGGGAUGGAUUCUACGGAAAACACAAACAUUGGGACGCUGGGAAUACGCUCUAGAGAGCUGUUUAGUACAAGAACUUGUUUGUAUGACCAUAAAGCAGAAGAUGCACUUAUAUUAUAUGAUCCGGAGGAGGAUGCGAAGGAGGGGAAAGAGCAACCAAAAGAGGAAAAGCCUGUGAUAAAGGCCAAAUCUGUUGCGGAUAUUUUAGGCAUCAGAGUAGUUAAGCAUAAGAAGGUUCACGUUGUUGUAGAUCCUUGUCUGUCGAGUGUUCUUCGUCCUCAUCAGGUCGAGGGCGUGAAGUUUCUUUAUAAAUGCACAACGGGUCGAUUGGUACCAAACACCUUCGGGUGUAUUAUGGCAGACGAAAUGGGUCUUGGCAAGACCCUACAAUGUAUUGCUCUCCUUUGGACUCUACUUCGCCAAUCUCCCGAGCCGAGUAAAGGCACCAUUGACAAGUGCAUAAUAGCCUGUCCUUCAAGUUUGGUGCGUAACUGGGCGAAUGAGUUGGUGAAAUGGUUGGGUGCGACUAAAAUACGUCCGUUGGCUGUCGACCACAAAGGCAUGAAGGAAAGUUUAAUCCGAGAUCUCAGGCAUUUUGCGAGCGCACAAGGGCGUUCCAUAAUGAAUCCAGUACUGAUAAUAUCUUAUGAGACACUUCGUACUCACAUAGCCGAGCUACAGAACUGUCAAAUUGGUUUAUUGUUAUGCGAUGAGGGUCAUAGAUUAAAGAAUUCAAAUUCAUUGACAUUCCAGGCGCUAGACUCUUUACAAGUACAACGACGCGUAAUACUGUCCGGAACACCCAUACAAAACGACUUGUCGGAAUACUUCUCCUUAUUGAACUUUGCUAAUCCUGGGCUACUGGGCACCCCGGCUGAAUUCCGAAAAAACUACGAAAUCCCCAUUUUACGUGGUCGUGAUGCAGAUGCCAGCAGUACUGAACGGGAACUAAGCGAUCAAAAGCUGACAGAAUUAUGGGGAUUUGUCAGUAAAUUUAUAAUAAGAAGGACGAAUGAUAUACUAUCAAAAUACUUACCCGUGAAAUACGAGCAUGUAGUCUUCUGUAGGCUAAGUGAAUUCCAGACCAAGCUCUACAAUUUAUUCUUGACGUCUCCAGAAAUUAAGUGUCUGUUGCGCGGAGUUGGCUCGCAGCCGCUGAAAGCUAUCACUAUGCUAAAGAAACUCUGCAACCAUCCCGAUCUUCUCAAUUUACCACGAGAUCUCUCUGGAUCAGACCGCUGUUUUCCUGAAGGCUAUUCAAUUAAGGAGAAGGUGCGACAUGUGAGACCAGAGUUCUCGGGCAAGAUGACAAUUUUAGCCAGGAUGUUAGAAAAGAUACGGAACGAAACAGAUGAUAAGAUUGUUUUGAUAUCAAACUAUACUCAGACACUUGACUUAUUCGAGAAAUUAUGUCGCAACAGAAAGUAUGGCUGCUUGCGACUCGAUGGCUCAAUGUCGAUACAGAAGCGUCAGAAGCUGGUAGACAGAUUUAACGACCCAGAAGGGAAAGAGUUUGUAUUCUUACUCAGCAGCAAAGCCGGCGGAUGUGGACUCAAUUUAAUUGGUGCCAAUCGAUUAAUACUGUUUGAUCCAGAUUGGAAUCCGGCUGCGGACCAACAGGCCCUAGCGCGCGUAUGGAGAGAUGGUCAAAAGAAAGACUGUUUUGUCUAUCGAUUCAUUGGAACCGGAAGCAUCGAAGAGAAAAUCUUCCAACGUCAAUCUCAUAAACAAUCUCUUUCAUCCUGUGUGGUGGACGAAGAUGCAGAAGUUGAACGCCAUUUCUCACUGGAAUCUCUUCGGCAAUUGUUUCAGUUUAACCCUGAUACUAUUUGCGAGACUCACGGCACCUUUAAAUGUUCGAGAUGUAUUGAUGGUGUGCAGAACGAGGCGAGUAAAUGCAUGAACUAUGGAGACACAAGCACAUGGAACCAUUUUACUGGAAGUGAUGAUCUCGAGAACAUACACGAUUCGAUAUUAAGAGAAGAAGCGAACAAUGGAGUCGUUUCAUACGUUUUUGAGUAUAUAUCACACUGA